Messenger RNA from Mirounga angustirostris (Northern elephant seal), 3303 nucleotides. RefSeq names its product spermatogenesis associated serine rich 2 (gene SPATS2). The transcript is spliced from 14 exons. Bases 832 to 2379 code for a protein of 515 amino acids. The record is from RefSeq and is a predicted model, not a curated record. Gene Ontology annotation, cellular component: cytoplasm. Gene Ontology annotation, molecular function: protein binding. Lineage: Eukaryota; Metazoa; Chordata; Mammalia; Carnivora; Phocidae.
AGCGCGAGCCCCGGCGAGGUCGGCGUGGUUCCGCUGGCACUCCGGCCCCCAGCCGCCGCUGCGAUCCCCAGCCCGCCGCCCGGCCGAAGCGGGGAAAGGGGCGGUGGGGGCGGGGCGGCGUCCGGCUCUGGGAGAGCUGGGGGAGGAGCGCGGCGGCGACGGCGGCCGCUCUAGAAGAGGAGGAGAAGGAGGCGGAGGAGCUCCUUUCCUCUUAGACCCUGGAGCGCCCGGGACGCAGAGCCCGGAACUGGGGGGACGCGGCGACUGCGGGGGCCCUGGAAUCUCCCUGGAGAAAGAGACAUGAAUGUCUGCAAUGAUAUUUCCUGACAAGAAGUUGAUACAAGAGAAGGAAAGGAGAUCAACAGCUAGUGAGCAGAAUUUCAGAUAACCACGAUUUGGUAUUUAUCACCUCCAACAACAGACUUCCGUUGCCUACUUUUAAAUCAGAGAUAACUACGGUCAGAACUCAGACAAGGCAAAAGGAUACUUUUCAUCUAUAUUUUUUGAGAUCAAAGAAACCACAAUGUCUAGGAAACAAAACCAGAAGGCUAUUCCCAAGUAUGGUGCAUGGAUCAGCAAUGUCAAUACCACUGGAGAGUACAAAUCUCCGGCCACAAGCCAAACUACUGAAUCAGAACCUGCAUUUUAACCUGAGAUUGCCCAGAUGACAAGUAUCCACAUCAGAAUUUGAGAAGUACUCUAACCAUUUCCUGCCAUUGCAUCUCAUUAGAUUAAAACAAAGUUGUCAACUGUUAAAGCUGAGAUACAUCAGGAUUCAUUUUUGAUUUGCAGUCCAAUACUGUAUUGGCCCAGGGAGGAGCUUUUGAGAACAUGAAAGAGAAGAUAAAUGCGGUGCGUGCAAUAGUUCCCAAUAAGAGCAAUAAUGAAAUCAUCCUGGUUUUACAGCACUUUGAUAAUUGUGUGGACAAAACAGUACAAGCUUUCAUGGAAGGUAGUGCCAGUGAAGUACUCAAAGAAUGGACAGUAACAGGCAAGAAAAAGAACAAAAAGAAGAAAAGCAAACCCAAGCCUGCAGCAGAACCAAGUAACAGUAUUCCAGAUUCCAGUAAAUUAGUAUCCAUUCAAGAGGAACAGUCUGUACCUUCUUCAGAGAAAGGUGGUAUUAAUGGUUACCAUGUCAACGGUGCCAUCAAUGAUACCGAGUCUGUGGACUCUCUCAGUGAGGGUAUGGAGAUACUUUCAAUAGAUGCCAGAGAAUUGGAAGAGCCUGAGUCUGCCACACCACAUAUGCUGGAUAGAACAGGGUCCAUGCUGGAGAAUGGCAUCUCUGAUUUUGAGCCCAAGUCUUUGACUAUGCAGUCUACUCAGAAUUCUCAACAAAAUAGGAAUGCUGCCAAAACUCUUUCAAGACCUACCACAGCACCUCAGUUUUCAAAUCUGGGGAUGGAAGAUGUUCCACUCUCCUCCACCAACAAAAAGCUAGGUUCCAAUAUUGAAAAAUCUGUGAAAGACCUCCAGCGCUGCACAGUGUCUCUUGCACGGUAUCGAGUUGUAGUUAAAGAAGAGAUGGAUGCUUCCAUUAAGAAAAUGAAACAAGCUUUUGCUGAGUUGCAGAGCUGUUUAAUGGAUCGAGAAGUGGCAUUGCUUGCUGAAAUGGACAAAGUGAAAGCUGAAGCAAUGGAAAUUUUGCUCAGCCGACAAAAGAAAGCCGAACUUCUAAAGAAGAUGACUGAUGUGGCUGUUCGAAUGUCAGAGGAGCAGUUGGUUGAGCUCAGAGCUGAUAUCAAGCACUUUGUCAGUGAGCGUAAAUAUGAUGAGGAUCUGGGACGAGUAGCCCGGUUCACCUGUGACGUCGAGACCCUAAAGAAGGACAUUGAGUCAUUUGGACAAGUGUCCCAUCCAAAGAACAGCUAUUCAACCAGAUCCCGACACAGCUCAGUUACAUCUGUGUCCUUGAGUAGCCUGUGUGAUGCCUCUGCUGCUUCCUCGUCCUCCUGGGCCUCUGCCCCCAGCCUUACAGGCGCUAACAAGAAGAACUCGGCACCAGGAGAGACUCCCACAGCCACGGCAAACUCCAGUGGCCGGCCCUUCCAGCCUCAUCGGGAGGUAUUGCCGGGGAACAGACGAGGAGCACAAGGCUACAGGCCACAAGGCCAAAAGUCCAAUGACCCCAUGAACCAAGGGCGACAUGACAGUAUGGGUCGUUACAGAAAUAGUUCAUGGUAUUCAUCUGGUUCCAGGUAUCAGAGCGCUCCAUCCCAGGCAUCAGGAAACAUUAGUGAACGGGGCCAGGCCCACUCUGCAGGGACCAAUGGAACUGGAGCCAGCAUGGAGACCAGCCCACCCAAGCCCUCAUUCAAAAAGGGGCUCCCCCAGCGCAAACCUAGGACCUCUCAGCUUGGGGCUGUGAACUCUUGAGGUUCCAGCUGGCCUCUCUCCUCUAUCCCACACAAUUCAACUUGGUAACUGGACUUAUUAGGAAACUUAUAGUUAGAUGUAAUAACAAAAAGAAGUUUACACAUAUCACUUUUUAUGCCAUUCUAAAUAUUUUUGGUUUCUUCUCUCCUCGUUUCCUCUUUACCAUUUUUGGAGGGGAAGCUGUUUUUUCCCUUGACCUUUCCCAAUGAUAUGGAUUGAUUCUAAUUGGUCAUUUCCACCCGGAAUCACAGGCCACUGAUACCAGGUUUCCCAAGGGUCAGCGGUGCCCUUCCUGGUGCACAGGGCCUUUCAGUUGCCGGAAGAGGCCUUCCUCAGCACCUCCCUGCCGUUCAGGCUCUCAGGAGGAGGAGGUGGGUCAGAGCUAGUCCAGCUGCCUCUCCAGGCUAAGCAGAAGCCACACGUUCCUGUCAGGUGCCCUCUACACAGCAGUGUGACCAGGAAAGGCAGUGAGGGGAUUGUGUCCUGCACUGAAUUAGCCAGAGAAGGGGACAUUUAAUUGGUGAAAAGGAAGGAACACUAGAAAAUGUUUGAGAAUCUGCCUCCGCUCCCAGAACGUACCUGAGAUUGACCCUCAGAUCAGGGUUCCAGUCUCUGGCUUGGCCCUGUAGCUUCACCCGCCGUCUCUUCAGAAUGCCCAAAGCCUUGUUUUCCUAUCGCCUUAGACUGCAGACCAGUCUAGGGAAAUCGGUGGGAGAGUAGCAUUUAAUUAAAGGAAAAAACAAGUAUUUCUUGGUUUCAGUGUUUGAAGAUUUUUGUUGUUAUUGUUCUCCCUUGUUCCUGAAUCCUCUUCUGAUCCUCAACCACAUUUAUAGCAAUAUAAUUAGUGUUGAUCUAAGGUGUUACCCAUCAGAAAAUUGCCGCGGUCUUUAUAGUUGAAUAAAUAAAAUCAACUGCGUAAAUGUU